AUGGGGACGCGUCGGGUGCGGACGGAAGCCGGCGACCUGACGUUGUUCUUCUCCAAGGCCUCGCCCUUCUCCAACUUCCAUCCGUGCAACUUCGUCGUCGUUGGAGACGACGACACCCUCCAGAAGUUCUCCUGCGUCGAGCAGUUCUACAUGUUCGUUUUGAAAAGAUCACACUUCUGAAGUUGGAAUUGCGGAAAAGGGGUGCAAAAUGGCUGAUAAAAGGGUUCCAUUUUGCAUCCUUUAUUGAGCCUUUCUUUCUUGGUGGGCUGAAAAGCCUCAAAAAAGGGUCCAAAAAGGGUGCUGAAAGGCCAUUCCGAUUUUAUUACUGUAGCACAUUUUAGUUCAUACACAGUCCCUUAUCAAUUUUAAAAUUUUGUGUUUCUCAAAGGGCCCAAAAGGGUGGAUAAAGGGCGUAAAAUGAAAGGGAAACUGUUGCUACCCGUUUGGGAUCAAUUGAUGGGAAACCUUUUUGCAUCUAUAACAUACCCUUAAAGGGCUUGUUAAGGGUCCUUCCUUUCCAAGCAGCCCUUAAGGAACCUCUUAAGUGGCCACUGGAGCCUAAGCAAAAAAAAAUUCCGUGGGUUUUUACGAAGAUGGUUCAUGCCGCGCCAGCUUGUCACGUUUUUCGAUUUCCUGGCAGCCUGAUAAACUUCAUUCAGGUACCACAAAGCUCUAACCUUUGGCGACACGGAAUCGGCGCAGAAAAUCCUGAAAACCAGGGAUCCGAAGGAAAUGAAACGGAUCGGCAAGGAAAUCGUCGGCUUUUCAGAUCCAGUGUUGGUUUUUUCUUCUUGUAGAAUCACUGUUAAAGUUUUUUUCUGUUCAUUUUUUGUAUGGGCUGGAGAAAAGUUAGUAAGUUUCAAGAAAUAUCGAACCGAAUAAUUGCUUUUUCAUUAUUUUUUAGAUCUUACAUCAAUUUUCUUUUUUUUUAGUAACCUAGAAAACUUUUUUGAACGGAUUAUGAGUUUUUAAAAAAAACGUUUAGAAAGCGAAUAAUCGAACUUUUUGAACCAAAAAAAGACGUUCAAAUUUUUUUUGAGGUUUUUUUGGCCUUCCCCACUGUGUUCCGGGCUUAUUAUGGCUUCCAAGAUCAAGAAAUCUUUCCCCAAUUUAUAAUAUUUUACAAGCCUUCAUCCCCAAGUGUACACUUACACGUGUGAGAAGUUACAAUUUCGUCAGAAAAAUCACGAAGAAAACGCUUUUUUGAUUAAAACUUGUUUGUAUGUAGUUUGAUCUUCCUGAAAUCUUCUGAAGCUGGGAUGACUGUUAUUUGUGAAACUCUGAUGGAAUUUUAGCACGCAGGAAAAAAAAAACGCAGCUUUUUAGAGUUUCAAGAAGAUCAGGUUCUAUUAAAAGUUAAAAAAAAAAUUUUUUUUUUCGUUUUUUUUUCUGACGGUACUGUUUAAUUGUGAAAAUAAUUAAAAAAAGGGCGAAAAUUUCCCAGAAAUCGGAAUAAAAAAAAAUUUUUUUGAGUUUUUUUGAAACGCCAAAACCUGAAUAGAGCUCAAAACUCUUGUGGCCACUAAAGCUUGAAAAAGGGGUCCCUAUAGGGUUUUUUAGUUAGUAAUCAUUAUGAAAUCUAAGUGAACAGGCAUUUCCAUGAGAGAAACUGAAUACAAAAGCGUUUUGUUUUAAAUAAAAUUGAGACACCCCUAUAGGGUCCACUCGAGCUUUAAAGACUAAAAGAUCAGACCCUAAAUCCCUAUAGGGACCACCUCGAUAUUACCCCCAUAGGGACCAUUUUUUCAGCCCCUAUCUGUACUGUUUUCCCCCCAACCCCUAUAGGGACCACUCUAGGAUUCCUAAGAUUACGAACAACUCUCCAGUUGGGACAACUACAAAAAAGACGUGAUGAAAAACGGGCUCCGGGCCAAAUUCGGGCAGAAUCAACGCCUACGGGAGUGUAUCUUCGCCGCGCACGACAGCCGCCUCGUCGAGUGCAGCCCGAUGGAUAGGAUUUGGGGCAUCGGUUCGUUGGAUUUUACUUUAUUUGUUUCAAUAAUUUCACAUCCCAGGAUUGGCGGUCGACAACGCCCAGGCUGAAAACCCCGCCCUGUGGAGAGGGACCAACUUACUUGGGACUAUCAUGGACGAAGUGAGGGACGAACUCUGGUCUGAGGAUGGUUUCAGGUGGGAGAAAUGGAACUGACAAAAAAACAAAAUAUGCCUAGUCCGGCGUGAUAGAAAAGCGAUAUCGCGAGCAGUACAUCGCAAAAUUUUCUGAGUGCAUAAGAAAAGCGAGAGAAAUGCGAUGUCGCGCCUAGAGAAAUGCGAGAUUCGCGCGAAAACAGAGCGCGAUAUCGCAAGUGCAUCGGCGACAUCGCAAAAUUUCCUGAGUGCAUAAGAAAAGCGAGAGAGAUGCGAUGUCGCGCCUAGAAAUUUGCGAGAUUCGCGCGCGGACAGAGCGCGAUAACGCGAGCCGUACAUCGGCGACAUCGCUAAAAUUUUCUUAGUGCAUAAGAAAGCGAGUGAAAUGCGAUGUCGCGCCCAGAAAAUUGCGAGAUUCGCGCGAGGACAGAGCGCGAUAUCGAAACUUGCAUUUACCUUGGCGCGACCUCGCGUGUCUUUCGUUUUUUCUUACGCACUUAAAAAAAGUGGAAGAAAUUUUAAAAUGUGAAAUCGCGCCAAGAAAAACGCGAUGUCGCGCCGAGAAGAAUGCGAUAUCCCGUCAAGAAAAACGCGACAUCGCGCUAAAAAAAAAAAUGCGAUAUCGCGCCGAGGAAACAGAAGCGACCACAAACCAGUGCAUUUUCGAUCAAUGUACCGCCAGCGACAUCGCGGCUAUUUUUGCAAUGCUUUUCAGCCAGAGAAAGAAAAUUGAGUAUCGAAAAAAUCUUUAAAACGAUAGAUGUUCUUUGGAUCCACUAAAAAUGACCUUAAGAUUUCCUUAAAAGACGCUAGAAUAUGUUUCAAGUAGGUGUUUUGCCCCUAUUUUGCGGUUUUCCUUGAGCUUUUUUGGAACCUUGGCUUCUAGAAGAUUGAAGCCAUUUUUCGGGCCUUGCAGAAAAAAUAAUAAAAGUUGGGAGCUGUAAAAAUAUAAGGGACCUUUGUUUUCCUGUGUUGAUGUUCCAUUGAAACAAAAUCUUCGAAAUUUUCUGAAAAAUCAUGAUUUUCGUAGAAGAUCAAAAGGUUUUCAGAGCCGAAAGGGAAUCGGUGGAAAACGAGAUGAGGUCGAACCCCGACUAUUGUAUUCAAUUUUUCGAGAAGAAUUUCGGAGUCGUGCCCGUUUCUGCGGCAUCAGCUCCACGGCCGAGACUUAGGUGAGCGAAAAAUUUUGAAAAAAAAAAAAAUCAUGCGCGGCUCCUCAAAAUGAAUAGAAAGUUAUAGGUCAUUCCGCGCCAGCUUUUUACGAUUUCCAGUUUAUUUUGAGCUACAGUAGCCUUUUCGGCGCUUCGCUUCGAUGCUCUCGGUGUGCCCCCUUGCGUGCGCCUUUAAUAAAACUCAUUAUUUCCGAAUUUUGGAAUUUUCUUAUUCUACAAAAACAGUUGUAACAUCAAAUUUUAUAUCAAACUAACCCAAAAAUAAUAUGCAAGAAAAGCUCGAACAGUCGGUUUCAUCAAUAACAAUCAAAAUUAUUGAAUUAAUCUUUUUUUUCUUUUUUUUUUUUUACAAAUCCAGCACAGAAUCUGAGUGUGUAUAGUUGAAGCGAAAAAUAAAAUUAAUCCAUUGAAAAAACCUCGUUAAUAAAAGAGAUAGCGGAAAUUGAAGCAAUAUCUUGAUCAGAAAUAAUGUUUUAUUAAAGGCGCAUGCAGGGGGGAACACCGAGAGCAUCAAAAAAAAAAGCGAAGCCCAGAAAGGGGUUCUAUAGUUCCGAGGAAAAUUAAAAUCGUGACAAGCUGGCGCGGAAUGACCUUUAGACAUUUUUCAAAUUGAAACUUUCAAAGUUAUUUCAAGAUUUUCUUAUGACUUCUUUCCAGUAAAUUUUUUUAUAUCCGAUUUUUUUAAAUGAGCCCUUUAGUGAAAGAUUAUAGCUUUAUAUAUUUUUUUCCUCGGUAUUUUUUUGAAAUUUAACAGAAAAGUUGAGAAAUUUGAAAUAUCAAAAAAACUUUCAUUACAGAAUAGUUUUUGAGCUUUUUCAAAAUUAUAGUUGAUUUUAACAGGAACUUAUUUUUUUAAAGAAAGGUUCUUACUUCAGAGAGUUGAAAAAAAGAGAAAGUUUUACACCCUAAAAAGUUAUAAUUAAAUGAGUUAAUUUUUUUGUUGAACUUUUUAUUAAAUUAAAAAGAAAGAAAACUUCUGGCUUUUAGUUUUUCAAGGAAUUCCAGGUAGAUAUAUCAAUAUUAGGGCGGAUCCUUUUUCUAAGGUCGACCUUCUAGUUUUUAAAUUUAAGUUUGAACGGGGCUAGAAGGCUAGAAACUUGAUUUUAUUUCUGAUGAAAAUUAGUUUUAUUUCGGCCACAGGGCUACGGGGCGACCCGCAAAAGUUGAAUUUUAAAAAGAAAAAAAUUUUCUUAACACUUUCAUAAGCUCCUCUUCACCCCUUUUCUACGUCUUUUCUAUUAUUUUCUAACUUUGCGGGUCGUUUCUCCCCGGGGCGACCCGUCAGCAUCUCUGCUUGCCCACGUGGGUUCUCACGUUUUUCCAGUCAGCAGUUCAACGUGAGGAAGACGUCCGAGGAGCUGCGCCGUCGCCGAACCGACCACGGCCGGUUUCCGCUCGCCGCCACCAACUCGCCGCCCUUCAAACUCAGCCGCGCCGACGCGAUUCCCGAUGAAAGGUUUGAUAUAGCUGAUUCACGGCUGGCUAGGACCUUCGAAAAAAGGUCCUGACACGAUAAUGCACGAGAUAGUGCUUGGCUCGCGGUAUUUUGAAUGAAAAGCAUAACUGAAAACGUAAUUUUCCCUAAAAAGUCUAAUAUUUAACUUGAAGAAAAGUUGCCCUCUUUGGGCCCGGCUGGGCAGAGUCGGGCUUAAAAUGGUCUAAAGACGGGCCAGCCCUUGCACUAGCCUGAAAUGAGGUGGAAUUUAUGUAAACCAUUUUUUUUUUGAGGCGUUUUCUUGUAUUUUUGCAAUUUAUUCACCUAUUUUGUCAUGUAGAAAAUCACAGCGAAGUAAAAGAAAAAGUUAGAAAUUCUGUCAUUAAAGGCGACUUGGGCCAUCCCGGACUAUAGUCAUCAUUUUUUCAGAAGAAGCCUGCGCACACUCGGGCCUAAGGCGGGCUAUGAAUUAUUUAUUUAAGCUCUGAUUUUCACCAAAAAGCUCUUUUUAAUCGAUGAAUCAUGAUUUUUGCUGAUUUUGAAGGAAUAAGAACUGAAAAAAAAAAAAGGAUUUUCGCCGGAAAAAAUCUUAUAUUUGACAUGAAGAGAGGUUGCCCUCUUUGGGCCCGGCCGGGCCGAGUCGGGCUCAAAAUGGGCUGAAGACGGGCCAGUCCUUGCACAAGCCUGAAAAAAAUAGUGAAUUUUUUUAAGAGAGAAAAAAAUUCCAUCUUACAGAUUCUGGAAAAAAACGCGCUCCAUGGCUAAUUUAGAAAUAAAAAAAGAUAUAUUUGUAUUUUUUUGUUAAUUUUUACGACAUUAGUUUUUAGAGAAUUUUUUUAAAAAAAUUUCUGCUCUUUUUGCCUUUUUUUCCAUUUUUCUUCAUGAAUCUUACGGGCAUGGAAAAUAGGUAAAUAUUCAAAAUUAAGAUAUUCUAAAGCAUUUGUACGAAAAAAACCACCAUUUCCAGAAGGAAACGAAGACGAAGCGCCUCGGCGACGUCGGAAUCUUCAGAAGAUUCCAGGGAUCGUAGAAGACAUCGAGAAUCGUCGUCCAGACGACGUCGGGACCGUGACAGACGGUCUUCGAAAAGGAAUAGGUUUGGAAGAGAAAAUAAUCAAGUUUCCGAUGACUUUUUGGUAAAUUCAAGUGCUUUUUUGAACCUUUUGAGACGGUAGAUUUGGCAAAAAUAAUUUUGGAAGAUUAAAAAUUAUUUACAGUAUUUACGCGUAAACAAAAAAAAAUAGGAUUAGAUCAACUACCGUAACCCUAAGUCUUCUUUGCGCUUUUCGCUUCGAGACCCGAAAACUGGGAAUGUGUGGUUUUUGGCUCAAAAUGAAUGACCCAUUGACUACAGUAUUAACGCGUAAAAAGAACUACCGUAAACUUAGAAUUUCUUUGCGCUUUUCGCUUCGAGACCUGUAAACCGAAAAUAUGCGAUUUUUGGCUCGAAAUAAAUGACCCAUUCGGUUGACUACUGUAUUAACGCGUCAAAAUAUAAGAAUAGAUUGAACUACCGUAACCCUAGCUCAUCAUUGCCCUUUUCGCUUCGAGACCUGUAAACGGAAAAAGGGAUUUUUUGCCCAUAAAAAUGUUACAAGCAAAAAAAAGCCUAUAGCCAUAGAUCUACAUGAAAGCGUUGAAUUUUUUAUAAGGAUCCUGUAUUUUUUUUUUUCUUGAUUUACGCUAUUUUUAGAAAGAAACAUCACGUUUUUUUAAAUGUAAUAACUGUUCUGCAAAAAGUAGAUUUUAGCAGCAGUAGACGUGACCGAAAACGAUCGCGAAGCCCGCGAAGGAAAAGAAGACGUACGUCUUCUCCGUCGUCGUCAGUGUCUGAUUCUGAAGAGGAUCGAAGGUCGUCGAAGCGAAAAGACGAGAAGAAAAAGCCGAAUCGGAAGGAGCGAAGGCGGGAUUUGGAAAAGGGCCGCGAAAAGAGCCGAUCGUCGGCUGAGAAAGAUAUUGGUUCGUCCAUUUUUUCCUAGAAUGGUAAGAAGAAUUCCGGAUUGUCAGUUCUAGACACAGAGUUUUUUAACGACGCCCCGCCCUUUUUUCCGUAAAGUUUAGUGUUUCAUGUGCAUGCACUGCGGCGCUCUCGCGCAUGCCGUGCUCAAAAUAAUUCCCGCCAAAUUAGAAAUUACCGAAACUCUGUACUAUUUUUUGCACUUUCUGCCGACUAUGGAAUCACUUUAAACACGGCAUGUGCUCAAAAAAAGUGGAAAAAUUGCGUUUUCUUUCAAUGAAAAUCCGAUUCCUCUCAUGACCCAAUGAGCAUGCGCCUUUAAUAUUCCCUGUUGUUUACGAUUAUUUCCUAUGACGUCCUCAAUUUUUGGAUUCGAAUUUUCUUUUAACGCCGUGCAGAACUUGUGGUAGAAGAUCCGAAAAUGCGCUUAUAGGAAGUGGGUAUUUUUGAGUAAAAAAGGGAUUUUAAUUACGCGCCACAGCGAAGGAUUGCUUAAAAAAAUGAGAAAUUAGUUAUUUUAGAACUUUGAUUUUAUUGGUAUGUGACAGUUUUUCGAAUCCAGUCGUCGCCCGAUUUCAUCCCGCUAUGACGUUAUUUGAUAAAUUGAUUAAAAAAAUUUAUCUUGAAAGCUUUUUGAAGUAACAAUUUGUUUAGAUUUGGGUAUAAAAAGUUGAAGCUAAUUUCUCACGUUUUUUUACAGUUUUACCAGCAUUUCUAGCCUAAUUCGAAUAAGGAAGUUAUCCAAAAACCAUACUAUUAAACAAUAAUAAUAAUUAUUAUUAUGCCGCAGCGGGAUUAAAUCGGGCGACGGCGGGACCUCGAAAAAAAAUGCUUUAAAACUGUAUGGUUCUAUAGCAGAAGAAGUAAGAAUAGAAUCCUGAAAAAAAUCGAAAAAUAAACGAAAAGUGUGAAUUUUCGUUUUGACCAUAGAGCAACUUUACUGCAAAUAUUAUUUUUUUCAGUUAUUCCGCCAAACUCAAAAUAGAUUAUAGAGAGUGUAAAAGAAGUGAAUUUUGGAGUGUCAGAGAUCAUUUUGAAUCACUUUGAACGGAGUACUUCCCGCUUCAGGAAAAAGUGACAAUUUUCAGACGCGAUUCUGGAGAGUCACUUUGCGGACCUCGACCGCAAAAGCCUCUCGAUUACGGUGACGUCAGACCCGGGCCAGGAAGAAUCUUCCUCGAAAAAAGACGUCCUUAUUGGUAAUGAACUUCUGGGAUUUAGAUCAGGCUAGAGGGCCGGCCCGUCUAUCGACCUCCGGGCCAUAUUCUGAGCCCGGUCCGGCCCGGCCCGGCCAAAAAGUCAAAAAUGAGACACAACCUGACGCACAAGCCUGGUAGAGAUGAAACAACUGGGAAAGUUGAAAAAUUGGCCCCAAUCGGCAAAAAAUGGUUUGAAAGGGCGCUCCACGGAUCAUCCCUCUUAACCAAAAUUAUGGAAACAGGAAAACCCAUCUUAUUAUUUAAAAAAGAAAGGAAAAACUAAAUAAUCUACACGUUGUCCGUGGAGCACACUCUCCAUCAUAAGGCCCAGCCUGACGCACAAGCCUGGUAGAGAUGAAACAACUGGGAAAGUUGAAAAAUUGGCCCCAAUCGGCAAAAAAUGGUUUGAAAGUGCGCUCCACGGGUCAUGUCUUUCAACUAAAGUUUUGAAAGUUGGUAAUCUUAUUUUAACCCUUAAAAAAUGAAAAUUCAUCAAAAAAAUCUACACGUUGUCCGUGGAGCACACUUUCCACCAUUUUUUCGCCGAAUUUGGAAAAAUUUCACGCAGUUGCUCAUUAUAAACAGCGUCUUCACGCUGUGGCCCGAUUUUCGCCGUUUUUCAGGGCCGGCCCGGAAUUUUUCUAAUCCAGCCCGGCCUUGCGCAAGGUAAAACGGGCCCGCCCGGCCCAAAAAGCUCAAAUCUUCUACAGCUACGAUUAUCAGAAUUUUUCGACAGAAAUCUCGUUUUGGUUAAUUUUCACGAGGGCUGGCCCGGCAGUUUCGUGGGCCCAACCAGCCCCUAGGCAAGAAAAAAACGGGCCCGCCCGGCCCAAAAAGCUCAAAUCUUCUACAGCUACGAUUAUCAGAAUUUUUCGACAGAAAUCUCGUUUUGGUUAAUUUUCACGAGGGCUGGCCCGGCAGUUUCGUGGGCCCAACCAGCCCCUAGGCAAGAAAAAAACGGGCCCGCCCGAUCCAAAAAGCUCAAAUUUUCUUCAGCUACGAUUAUCAGAAUUUUUCGACAGAAAUCUCGUUUUGGUUAAUUUUCACGAGGGCUGGCCCGGCAGUUUUGAGCGCCCGACCAGGCCCUAGGCAAGAAAAAACGGGCCCGAAAAGCGCAAAUUUUCUUCAGUUUUUAGUUUUUCUCGUUUUUAGUUCAUUUUCACUCAAAAUUUACCGGGUCAAGGGGAAAAUUUUUCGAAUUUUGGCCUGGCCCAAGCUCUUCGCAAAAAAUGGAGCCCCACAGCCCGGGCCAGCCUGACGCACAAGCCCGAUCAAAUACCCAACUUCUUCUACGAGAAAAUAUUCCCAUUUUUUCUCUAGAACUCGCCGAACCGACGACUUCGUCUGAAAAGGAGCUUCUCCUGGAAACAUCGCCCCUUCUGCCGAUCCCUUUCAAAAUCAACUUGAAAGAUAGCCGAGAAGCUUUGCUUGAAAAAGGUUGCAAGUAAAAAAAAAAGUAUGCAUUUUUCCUCGAAAACUCGAACAUUUUUUAGAAAUUGCUGAACCAACGACUUCCGCCUCCAUCGAUAUUACAACCCCUUCAGUGGUUCGAGUUGAAAAGAAAGGUUUGGCCAUUUUUUCGUAGGAAAAUCUGCUUCAUUGACAAAGGGGCUCGAAGGGGAAAAAUCGGCAUUUUUUCUAAAGAAAAGUUGCUCCAUUGAUAAAGGGGCUCGCGGAGAAAGAAAAAUCGGCAUUUUUUUCGAUGGAUGAUCUGCUCUAUUGAUAUCGGAGCUUUAAACAGAAAAAUUGCCCUUUUUCGAUAGCAUAACCUGCUCCUUUGAAAGGUAGAAAAAAGUUUGGCCGUUUUUUCGUGGGAAAAUCUGCCCCAUUGAUAAAGAGGUUCGAAGGAGAAGAAUCGGCAUUUUUUUUUAGAGAAAAUCCGCUCCAUUGAUAAACGGUCUUGAAGGAGAGGAAUUGGCCUUUUUUCGAUAGGAAAAUUAGCUCCAUUGAUAAAGGGCCUCAAAGGAGAAAAAUCGGCAUUUUUUUCUGGAGUAAAUUUGCUCCAUUGAUAAAGGGGGCCUUACGUAGAGAGAUUGGCUGGAAACAGGCAUAAUUAAUUUUUUAGAAACUUUGAACGUAAUCUUGAAUGAAAUGAAAAGCUAUUGGAUCUGUAGCUUGUUUUCCAGAAAUCUCCGAACCUUUGACGAAAUUCCGAGUGAAUUUGGACUUGGAAGAUUUGCCGCCCCUGCCACCCACGCCACCGCCGGUAAUAAAUGAAGAAAAUCGGGAAUCUUCUGAUGGAAAAGGUGAUUUUUAGUGGUACUGUAGCUGGUAGUACUGUAACUAGUAUUACUGUAACUGUUUUUACUGUAGCUGGUAGUACUGUAGCUAGUGUUACUGUAGCUGGGAGUACUGCACCUGUAACUACUGUAGCUGGUCGUACUGUAGCUAGUGAUACUGUAACUAUUUUUUACUUUAGCUGGUAGUACUGCACCUGUAACUACUGUAGCUGGUCGUGCUGUAGCUAGUGAUACUACAACUAUUUUUUACUGUAGCUGGUAGUACGGCACCUGUAACUACUGUAGCUGGUAGUACUGUAGCUAGUGAUACUGUAACUAUUUUUUACUGUAGCUGGUAGUACGGCACCUGUAACUACUGUAGCUGGUAGUACUGUAGCUAGUGAUACUGUAACUAUUUUUUACUGUAGCUGGUAGUACGGCACCUGUAACUACUGUAGCUGGUAGUACUGUAGCUAGUGAUACUGUAACUAUUUUUUACUGUAGCUGGUAGUACGGCACCUGUAACUACUGUAGCUGGUAGUCAUGAGUUGGAUGUCAAAUGUCUGUCUCAAAUCAAUAUCGAUAAGUUCAGGUUUGAAACAAAUACAUAUCUUUUUUUCAGAAAGCACAACCGGUGGAGAGAAGAAAAAACGCCGGCCCGACAUUCAACUGUACGUUGCGCGGCCGUCGUCUCUGAGUGACAAGGAAAAAAGCGCCAAGGUCUGGAAAAUUGCGAGAAAAAACAGCCCCGCAAUGAGAAUGGGUCAAAAAUGCCACACUCGAACCUUUGUAACGGUAACCGGAUCUUUAGGAGCAUUUCUAGUGACCUUUUUAGCGGCGUCAGACCUCGAGUGAUCCCUAGAAUGGCUCAGAAACAGUCGGCGCUAUUUUCGUGAGGCUAUUUUUUCGUGACUUUUUUCUCGGAGCAAUUUUUAACGCGGCUAUUUUUCUGCAGUUUCUUCUUUUCACAAGUUUAUCAGGUCAAAACUCCUAAUAUUUGGCAUUUUUUGAACCUUUUCUUGAGUCAAAUAUAGUCUGUGUGCCACGACUUGAAAUUUCACCGAACGACAUUCCGCUGUUCCGCUGCGUGCGGCCGCGAAGCGUCUUUCGAAUCUAGGUCACGUUUUCAAUUUAUUGUUAUUGCUGAGGGAGCACAUGAAAGUAGAGUACCUGAAGAGAAAAAAAAAAGUUAAAAACGCGAUCGAGGUUCGCAAAGGCGCGCAACGGCACAGCGGAGUGUCGUUCCGUGAAAUUUCAAGUCGUAGUGCAUAUUUGACUCAAAAAAAGGUUCAAAAAUGCCAAAUAUUAGGAUUUUUGACCUGAUAAACUUGUGAAAAGAAGAAGAGUAAGAAAAUACUGCAGAAAAAUAGCCGCGUUAAAAAUAGCUCCGAGAAAAUAGCCUCACGAAAAUAGCUCCUACUGGUCACCAGAAAGGCUCCUAUAGGCUCUCCCCUCAAGGGACCACCUUUAAUACCCCUAUGGAGAGCACUAAACCUUGCAAAAAUGACCACUCUAAGGUUUUCAGUUAGUGGUCAUUCUAGGGGAGCAUGCUAGUGGAUACGUCUUUUCAACGUUCAAAUCAGAACGAAAAAUUUUAAAGAUCACUAUAGGGACCCCUUGGACUUGGGUCAGACUCUGAACUCUUAUAGGUACUACCUAAAAUUUAGCCCUCUAGGGAGCUUUUUUUUGUCCACUAUAGGGACCACUCUGGCGUUCUUAAGUUCGAAAAAAACGGGACUUUUCAGGUCGCCGAAAUGUUCAACAAGCACUACAAGAACUCGCGAGCAAAACGGAGCUAA
Caenorhabditis auriculariae is the source of this 11869-nucleotide messenger RNA. Lineage: Eukaryota; Metazoa; Nematoda; Chromadorea; Rhabditida; Rhabditidae. The record is from the annotation of a GenBank genome assembly.